This is a messenger RNA of Mesitornis unicolor (brown roatelo), 738 nucleotides long. It is a transcript of the gene WDR86, whose product is annotated as WD repeat domain 86. Gene Ontology annotation, molecular function: protein binding. The transcript has 3 exons. NCBI's taxonomy places the organism in Eukaryota, Metazoa, Chordata, Aves, Mesitornithiformes, Mesitornithidae. The annotation marks the transcript as partial. The record is from RefSeq and is a predicted model, not a curated record.
AUGGGGAACAGUGGCUCAGCCGUGAAGGUCUGCACCGAUCACCAAGGAGGCAUCAACUGGCUGAGCCUGAGCCCGGACGGGCAGCGUCUGCUCACAGGUAGCGAGGACGGCACCGCACGGCUCUGGAGCACUGCCGACAGCCAGUGCCAUGGCCACUUCCAAGGACAUGAAAGCUACAUCACCUUUUGCCACUUAGAAAACGAGGCUGCCUUCACCUGUAGUGCAGAUCACACCAUUCGAAAGUGGGAUGUGGUGACAGGUCAGUGCCUGGCCAUUUACCGAGGACACACUUCAAUUGUUAACAGGAUCCUGGUCGCCAAGGACUAUCUCUUCAGUGGCUCCUAUGACAGGACAGCCCGCUGUUGGAGUGUGGACAAGGAGAAACAAAUCCAGGAAUUCCGGGGCCAUCGGAACUGUGUCCUGACUCUGGCUCACUAUUCCUCCCGGGAUGUCCUUGAGGAGGAGGAGGAGGAAGAGGAGGAGGAGGAGAAAGUGAGCAGAGACCUCCUGGUGACAGGUAGCACAGACUGCACUGUUAAGGUCUGGUGGGUGUCCAGCGGGCGCUGUUACCAGACUCUGCUGGGACACACUGGGGCUGUCUUAUGCCUUAUACUUGACGCACCAAACAGGGAGCUGUUUUCUGGCAGCACGGAUUAUACCAUUCGAACGUGGAAUAUUGUCACUGGUGAGCAGCUGAAGGUGUUCAAAGAGCAUCAAGGAUCAGUGAUUUGCCUAGAG